AUGGCGAGCGUGGAGAACUUUCAUGAUGACUGCUACAUUGAGUAUGUCUGCUCAGGAACACCUGGUCCGGAUGAUCUGGAAUUUCCCUGUUUGGGGAGAAGGUCUACUAGUUACUCAGUUACUGACGAGUGCCAUGUAGACGGGGUGUUCAACUCGGCCCCUGACACACCCUCCACUAUCUACCCCGAUCGUCUGAUCCGGCCUCUCCCUAGACGGACCCUUCGUUCUCGCCUUUCCUCUGACGCCGCCGACACUAUAUUCUAUCCUCCCACGCCCCCGGCGUCUCAGAUCUUUUAUGGUGUCUCUGCGGACUCCGAAGAAGCUGUGAACGAAUCGAAAGUUUAUGUGCAGCAAACUGUGGAGACUGAACUGUCACCAGAGGUUGACACCCAUAAUUUUGAGACAUCCGUAGAGCUGGAGAGCGGAGAUGAAGACGGUGCGGUAGUGGUUCGCAGGAGUGGUGUACUUCGGAGAUCGUCGUUGUCCCCUUCCGCGUCUGGCAAUCCACACAGCUUCCCUCACGACACACCCCAAACGAAGUCCUCCACCGGUGACGGCUACGACGCGUUUGAAAAUACAAAUAACAAGAAAAAGCGGAAAAUUCCUACUCCUGGAAAUUUGGGAGGGCAUCAUUCCGCGUUGUCUCCGGAGUUCGCUAGCAUGGGGUUGGUGAACUCAGCUCCCGCACCGGCACCUGCCUCGAGUGAUUCGACUGGCACGUAUUAUGGAAACGGGAACCCCGCGUCUCCUCUAGGAAGUGGAAUUUCUGGUUCUGGAAGAGGUCGGUUGGGUCGUCCUACUGUUCGUAGCAGCAGCAGGAAUCCUCUGUCGCCCAAUGCUCAGAAUGGAUGGAUGAAUGCCCGAACUCCCAGUCGGCGAGAUGGCCUGAUGUCAUCCCCUGGGCCUUCUGUUGAAUCCACCUCUGAUCAGGGAAUCAUCUCCACCGCCAUUGCAAAUGCCGCAACCCUCUCCUCCCCACCUCGGGGUCCUAGCAACGUUAGCUUACUCGACAAAGAAAAUACUACUCCGACGAAGACGCAAUUCACAUUCACAUGUGAGUCCGACUCGUCGAAGGGUAUGGCUAUGCAACGAAACUACUCGAUCCCUUAUCGUUCCCCCACUUCACCCCUCGGCCCGGCAAGUCAAAAACAGCGGGGGUUCUCAACUCAACCCACACAAACUAGCCCUACCAUGGCAGCAUCCAUGAAUCAACAGGCUCCACCUGGUACGCAAGCACCAGUCCAAGGCGGGGAGCUACCUCCCGCAGGUCCCAAAAAGAAACGGUCGCCAGCUAGCGUAUACGCUUUAUCUGCACGUCAACGCAAGAUCCAGCAGCAAUAUACGAACCUGCAUCACCCUCCAAGCCUGGAGGAUAUCUGGAUCUGUGAAUUCUGUGAGUAUGAGAGCAUCUUUGGCCGCCCGCCCGAAGCUCUCAUCCGGCAAUAUGAGAUGAAAGACCGCAAAGAGCGUAAGCGACUAGCGGAAAAGAAGCGGCUUUUGGAGAAGGCCAAGAUGAAGGGUCGCAAGACCAAGAAGGCGACGAAGAACGCAUCGAAGAAUGCCUCCCAGCACUAUCAACAUGGAUACGACCGCGCUUCGGUGGACCACUCCUCUGCCGGUGGGUCGGGUCUUCCCGACGACGAAUAUCAAGGACACGAGUAUGAUGAUGAACAUUCGCCAAUUCCGCCUUCCGCUCCUGAAUCCCCCACCGACCUCAAACCUCCAUUACCGCCCGCCGGCAAUCACCCAAAGAUUACAGCGUCUGCACCAGGCAUCAAGGGUGCUGCAGACUCCGGGGCAAGUCGACCGGCAUAA
This is a messenger RNA of Penicillium paradoxum, 1815 nucleotides long. RefSeq lists its product as uncharacterized. Bases 1 to 1815 code for a protein of 604 amino acids. The record is from RefSeq and is a predicted model, not a curated record. The transcript has 2 exons. Lineage: Eukaryota; Fungi; Ascomycota; Eurotiomycetes; Eurotiales; Aspergillaceae.